Molecule: messenger RNA, 222 nt
Organism: Phytophthora sojae
Lineage: Eukaryota; Oomycota; Peronosporomycetes; Peronosporales; Peronosporaceae
Exons: 1
Source: RefSeq, a predicted model, not a curated record
CAUGCGUUUGUUGGGAUGCCAGGCAGCAACAACGAUCGAAAUGCUUUAGGUUCGUCGCCGCUAAUUAGCGAGUACAUUGAUGAAAACGCUCCUCAGUUUUUGAACGAAGUUUAUGGCCAUAGAUACGAUUUUCUCUACUAUUCGACCGAUGGUACCUACCCUGACUGCCGCAGCUUCGUAAAAACAAUUUCGGCGCCAAUUAACAAGCGAUACGUGGCUUAA